GAAGCAAACAAGCUACUCUUUCACCUAAUAGAGUUAUUUAUUAGAUUGGGAUUGCUGUUAAAAAGUCUUUAGGUUUUGACUUUAGCCCUCAAAUACCUCACUUAGUGCUCCGGCUACAGGGUUCCCACACCAUACUGUACGAGUACUGUACUGUACUCUACAAGGUCAACCGAGGCACUUCCACAAUGGUACCUUUACUCUAAUAUGCAAGCACGGGUAGUUCUUGGCCAUAAAUUAAGUCAUCGUGGCUCGGUUAAAGUACCCGUGAAUACACACCCGGAGUUCGGCCCCAGCCCCAGGUAACAACAUAACCCCUUUCCACCUCUCGGAACAGAAAUAAAACAAGACCUUCUCGACCUUAGCAUGAGAGGAAAGCCCAAUGAUCGCGCGCGGUCCAAUUAUUCAAGUUUUUACGGUAUGUCUCCCUCCUUGAAACCCGCCCUAGUCCGAAAACAGAAGUUACCCUGCAUUAAAUUUUGCACCCUUAUCGAUAAGCUUUUGCCCCUCUGUUUAAAACUUUCUCCUUUCAAGAUCCCUCUAGCUCCUCCACCACCAGCGGCAGCCUACCUUCGGCUUCCACUGCCAACAACCUUCACUCCUUUCAACCUCGUGAGCUUCAAUGGCAAGUUCCUUGUUGGCUGGCCCCCCGGUUUUAAUUCUCUACGCCUCUGAAUCGGGAACUGCCGCCGAUCUAGCGAGGGAGGUUACCCAUACCCUCCUUCGUCGUCGAUUCAAUGUUAAAUGCAUAGAGGCAAACCAGCUUGAUCCGUUCACCUCCUUGCCCAUCUACAAGACCAUAAUCUUCCUUGCUUCCACUACCGGUCAGGGGGAAAUUCCGAUGAAUGGGAAAGAUUUUUGGAGGAAGUUCCUAGUAAAGCGCAUUCCGAGGGAUUGGCUUAAGGAUGUUGAGUUCACCACAUUUGGCUGCGGCGACAGCACAUAUCUCAAGUACAACGCGGCUGCGAGAAAAGUUCAUAGUAGGUUUUUGCAGCUUGGUGCUACGCAACUGGUCGCAAGAGGCGAAGGUGACGAGCAACAUAGCGAGGGGUGAGUUGUUGGUUUAAUCUUAAUUUAAUCAUGGGUUUGAAUAGCAAUCGCUAAACUAUCUCAGGAUUGAUGGCUUGUUUUUCCCGUGGUUGGAGUUGCUUGUCAGGACUUUAUCCGAGAAAUACCCUCUCACAGACGGGCUCGAGCCUCUGCCUGCGGACCACUUGCUAGAUCCCGAACACUUUUUGUCUCUCACGGGUCACCGUCAGAUCGCUUAUCCAGUCCGAGAUGUCAUGAGAGAUCUCCACGUCCAGCGUCCGGCCUCUAGGACGUUCCAUGUUUUUAGAAACGAACGGAUUACGGCAGUUUCACACUGGCAGGAUGUAAGACACAUCACUAUCAGCAUACCAGGAUCCAGCGCGAGAUGGGCACCUGGAGACACUGUGACUCUUCUACCCAAGAAUUUUCCUGAAGAUGUGGAAGAAUUCUUGGAUUGUCAAGGGUUCACUGAUAUUGCCGAUCACCCAUUGGGUUUUGUGAGGUCAUCUCAUCCGGCGAUCGAGUCGCCUCUUCCAGGGAGGCUUAUCCAACCGUUAACCCUACGCACCCUAUUGAUACAUCAUCUGGAUAUUAAUGCCAUUCCUCGCCGUGCCUUCUUUAGUAUGAUCGCCAAUUUUACUGAUAAUCCAACCCACAAAGAGCGUAUUCUGGAGUUUACCAACCCUGAAUACCUCAACGAACUUUACGACUAUACAACUCGCCCCCGCCGAAGUAUACUCGAGGUUUUACAGGAAUUCUCCAGCGUUAAAAUUCCAAUUAAUCGUCUCACCGAUGUCAUUCCAGCGAUGCGCCCGCGUGCUUUCUCAGUCGCAAGUAGUAAUACCGGCCACUCGCCGGGUCCGGCCGCCGAGGGUAUUAAUCUAGAGAUUCUAGUUGCAAUUGUGAAAUAUAGGACCAUCAUCAAGAAGACGCGUCAAGGUGUUUGCACCAGAUGGCUUGCUUCGCUCAAAGAAGGCGAUCCUAUCAGUGUGGUCUUUCAACACGGCACCUUGGUCCCCCAUUCUUCCACGGAGUUGUACAACAAACCGGCCGUAAUGAUAGCCCCAGGCACCGGGGUCGCCCCUAUGCGUGCGCUUCUAUGGGAACGCAUUUUCAACAAAGGCCAUUAUCUCAAGAAUACCUUGAUAUUCGGCUGCCGUGGAAAGGACACUGACUUCUUCUUUCGGGAGGAAUGGGCCCAGUUGGUUCGUAAGGAUUUCCUCAGGUUGAAUACUGCGUUCUCUCGAGACCAGCCGGCCAAGAGAUAUGUUCAGCAUGUUAUCCUAGAGCAAGCUGGACAUCUCUGGGAGAGGAUAUUUAAGCAAGGUGCGGUGGUAUAUGUGUGUGGAAGUUCUGGGAAUAUGCCGAUAGCUGUUCGCGAGGCCCUGGUAAAAGUGUUCCAGGAGAAGGGUGAAUGGGAGAAGGAAGUUGCUGUCGCGUAUCUCGUUCACAUGGAGAAGGAGGGGAGGUUCAGGCAGGAAACCUGGUAAUAAUGUUUGCUUUUUCUUUCAGCAAUUUCCUUGCUACUUAGAUAUCGGCGGGGCAGCUACCUCUAGACUAGAUUCUGCGGUUCAUUGGGCGUAUUUGAUGUGGUGGGCUUUUUCUUUGGCAAUUCUCUUUGACAAGUCUGCCUAUGUUUUACCAUAGUUAUCGUUGAGCGUUUCUUGCACAAAUACCAAAAUUCUAAUUCUCCCUUUCUAUACCCUAGCUUAGCCUCCCGUUAUCUGUUCUCGGAUACCGGCCUUUUUGCUCUUUGCUAUUAUCAAAAUUUCCGCAAGUGGUGAUGCAACUGUACUGUUUCCGCGCUACCGUAUUGUACCCUAUUCCAUUAUUUGGCGCUAAACCUAGCUUUUAAGUGUACACACUACAACAAAGGACGGAAGGAAGGAUCAUAGAUCGGCGGCUAUAGAGGAGGAUAUCGCAAGUCUCAGGUUACCAUACUAGACUGAGAAAUGGGUCGGGGGCUCAUGUGAGUUCUAUUGCAGAAUAUACAGAUUUUCUCUUUUUCUGUAUGUUUUAGCUGGUUCACUUCUAGAUUUAGCUCAUAGUCCAAUAAUUCCAAUACAUCGCC
This is a messenger RNA of Tuber aestivum (summer truffle), 3097 nucleotides long. Lineage: Eukaryota; Fungi; Ascomycota; Pezizomycetes; Pezizales; Tuberaceae. The record is from the annotation of a GenBank genome assembly.